Messenger RNA from Gordionus sp. m RMFG-2023, 2957 nucleotides. RefSeq lists its product as uncharacterized. The record is from RefSeq and is a predicted model, not a curated record. Gene Ontology annotation, molecular function: serine-type endopeptidase activity. The transcript has 9 exons. Gene Ontology annotation, biological process: proteolysis. The coding region runs from base 45 to 2156 and encodes 703 amino acids. Lineage: Eukaryota; Metazoa; Nematomorpha; Gordioida; Chordodea; Parachordodidae.
UUAAACUUUUAUAAUAUUUAUUUUUUAAAGAUUCCAUUAUUUAAAUGACUCCAACCAGUCCUUAUAGAAUAACUGUAUUGAUAUUGUUGGCUUCUUUAACAUGGGAAGUAGUAAUAGCUGAAUCCCGAACUGGAUGCCAAAAAGAUGUGGUAUACCAUAGUUUUUUGGAUAUAUCUUGUAUGUGCCCAUCUGGUGUGUAUAAAAUUGGAACAGGGAGCCAACACAAAUCAAUUUAUUUCGAAAUUUCUAAAGAUGAAUUUAUCAAAAUCAGGUUAGGUCAACAUUUUAAACCUAAUUUCAACUUAAAAGAUGAAAAUAUGAUAGAAUUAAACUUAACUAUCUUAUCUAUGGACGAAAUCACUAUUCUAAAUAAUUGGUUAGAUCUCAACAUAAAUCUUUACGAAGUCGACAUUGAUACAGAUUUAAAAUUAGAAAUCAACUCUCAGAGAAGUGUUAAUCCAUCAUAUCUUACAGUAAAAAAAAUCAAAACUGGUUCUAAAACCUUUAGCAACAUUUCACUAGAACUGCAUUCCACAUAUGAAAAUCAAGGUUUUAUUUAUAAAAUAAGGACGUACUUAUCUAAAGGAGGAAAUCUAAUGAUUAAGUGUGAAACCAUACCAAUUAUGGGUGGCAUGGGUUAUAAUUUGGGCAAGAUAUCUCCUUGUAAUAUUAAAAACGUGGCAAAUAGUGCGAAGAAUAAUAUGGAAGAAGAUUUAAUUUCGAGAGUCAACAAAAAUAAUAAUGAAAUAAGGGGAGAAGUUGUUGAUUUACUCAAUUCCGAUGGUAAAAUAAUUCUCCUAAGCCUAAAUUUGAACCCAAGAGGUCAUGGUGCCAUGGCCCAAAACAAUCGAUGGAAAUACAAUAAAUAUAGCCUUAGUUUAUCUUACUAUUAUAUCAAUAUUUAUGUAAAGAGUUGCAAAUAUUACAAUAUUCAUCCGGUCAUUAGUCAAGUAUCAGAUUCGCGUAAUAAUAACCCACAAUUUAAAAUCUCGCGUAAAACUUUGUUAAAAACCGAAAGAACAAAAUUAUUUCUCAAAGCGACCUAUUCUCCUAAAAUUUCUAAAAAAAACCUCGAAGGUGUAUGUGGAAGAGUCUCAAUCACUGAAAAUGAUAAGGAAAAUUACGCAAAAUUGAACAAAUUUUUAACCACAAAUUUUCCACAAGGAAAUAAUGGUAAUAUAUCUUUUAACAAAAUUGCGGAAGGAAGAUCCUUAUUUAAAUUGACAUCUUCAAAUUCAAACGUAGAAGAAACCAAAGAUUUUGAUAGUAAUGAGAGCAAUAUCUAUUAUGAAAGAGCUUCUUCUAAUUCAAAUAGAUACGACAUUGUGAAAGAUGAUGAACUAGCUUCUGACAUAGAGGAAUAUAGUGAGAAGUCUAAUAAAGAAAUAUUUGAUUAUCUUUGGUAUUACAAUAUUUCCAAAAGUCGAUACGAUACAAUUAAUAGUCAGAGAAUAGUAGGAGGAAUGCCCUCUCCUCCUGGAGCCUGGCCCUGGCAAGUAAGUAUUAGAAUGAGAGGCAGACACGGAUGUGGAGGUUCGCUGAUAAAUGAGAUUUGGAUUAUAUCGGCUCAACAUUGUUUUAACAGAGAAGAUAAAAUCAAUCAUGCAAGCAUAAACAGAAAAAAGAGGUUUGGAAAACAAUCAGCACUGGUCAAGUAUAGACGCGCUUAUUGUUCCUCUUCAAAUAGAAGCCUCUCUAGACAGAGAAAAAGUCCUACGGGAGGACUUGGUGAAAAGACAACAUUAUAUUUAAUAAAAAGCAAAAGGUAUGACCAUGAUAUAGUUCUAAUCAAAAUGGAUAAACCAGUAGAUUUCAAUAAGUUUGUAUCACCCAUAUGCUUAAUUUCUAAUAAAACCACAAUUUUGACAUACUCGUUGUGUUAUGUAACCGGUUUUGGAGAUGUCCGAGGUAAAGGAAAAGAAUCUGUUCUCAAUGAAUUAAAUCUGGCUAUUUUAGACUUCGAUCACUGUAACAGCAAAGAUUAUAUGAACCAUAGAUUGUCAUCUAACAUGUUAUGUGCCGGCGGUGAAGUCAAUAAAGACGCUUGUGUGGUGGGCAGACAGUGGCGGUCCAUUAGCCUGUUUAGACGAAGGCGAAAAACGCUGGGAUUUGGUAGGCAUCGUAUCAUGGGGAAUUGGAUGUGGAAAGAAAGAUAGACCAGGCGUAUACACCAAAGUGAUUAAUUAUGUCGAUUGGGUCAGAAAAAAUAUUGCAAAUUAGCAAAAACGAUUUAGUCACAAAAGAAUAAUUUUUACAAUAAAUAAAAAAAUCACAUUUUAUCAUUUAUAUGUAUAAUCUUCAGCAGUAUCAACAUCAAUAAGUUUCCUUUACUAAAACAUAAUUAUUGAAUAUUUAGACAUCGUUUCACCUUAUAUGAAUAAGACCCUUAUUUUGGUAGAUUUUAUUUAUGUCUGGCUUUUACGAGGAUGCCAACAAACCUUGUUACCCAUAACAAUUACGCUAUCAAGGGCGGCUCUAAAACCCUUCCUCUUUAGGUAUUUAUUUUUAAAAAAUUUAAUCAUUAUCGAAUUAACUACUCCAUAACAGUAAUAAAGUUUAAAAUACAAUAAAACAAUAAGGAAGGUUGCAAGGCUAUCAAAACACUCACUCGUUACAUGCUCAUAAUUCUGUAAUUUUUAUUGUAUCUUUUAUUAUAUUAAUUAUUCAAUGAUUAUAUUAUGCUAUUUUAUUUAUUAAUUUUAGUCAUUUUAUUUCCAAUCUUAUAUGAUUUUUCGAAUAUUAGUUAGUUAAUAUAAGAAGUAAUUUAUAGUUUUACUUUGAUUCUAAGUAGAUCUCCGACUAAACAUGAGUUUAUGAGGUGGUGUUACACUUGUUCCCAAAAUAUCUUAAAUUAUUUCCUAUUGUUCCUAUUUAUGCUAUUUGCCAUCAGUUUCAUAACACUUCCGAACCAGCUUAUUUUGCAGUAUUAUAUGUCCGAUAUUUCUAUACCUAACUUG